AUGCCUGAGUCCAGCAAUUCAGAAGAUCCGAACGCUAUGGGAGGCAAAAAUCUCCCUUACACUGUUCUACAUGAGCAUCUCAAAUCUUGCUUGUUGUAUUUAAGCAUGUUCCGGAAUGGUUAUGAGAUCAGUGUAGACCGCUUGAUAUCAGGCUGGAUUGCUGAGGGUUACAUUCCUGAACAUGCUGCUGGUGAGGAGUGCCUCAGUGAGCUCAUAGAGAGAAAUUUAAUUGAAGCAGUGAAGAUCGAUUCAGAUGGCAAGGCUCUAUGUUGUUUGAACGACAAAGGGCGCGAGUUGAUCGCCUCAUUUUCAGCAGAAGAAAACUCGGUUACCAUAUUAAAAAAGCGGCAAGGCAAGAGCAAGUAUCCAUUGUGA
This is a messenger RNA of Triticum turgidum subsp. durum (durum wheat), 375 nucleotides long. The record is from the annotation of a GenBank genome assembly. NCBI's taxonomy places the organism in Eukaryota, Viridiplantae, Streptophyta, Magnoliopsida, Poales, Poaceae.